GGGCGAGAGGCGGAGGAGACCCAGAGAGGCGAGAGGGACAGCGGGCCCCAGCGCGCGGCUCGGGGCUGGGGCGCCAGAAGUGGGACUGGAGCGAAGUAGAGCGAUGCCAAGAAGGAAACAGCAGGCACCCAAGCGGGCGGCAGGCUAUGCCCAGGAGGAACAGCUGAAGGAAGAGGAAGAAAUAAAAGAGGAAGAGGAGGAGGAGGAGGACAGCGGUUCAGUAGCUCAGCUUCAGGGCAGCAAUGACACAGGCACAGACGAGGAGCUAGAAACGGGCACAGAGCACAAAGGCUGCUUCAGCUACCAGAACUCUCCAGGAAGCCACCUGUCCAACCAAGACGCCGAGAACGAGUCUCUGCUGAGCGAUGCCAGCGACCAGGUGUCGGACGUCAAGAGCGUCUGUGGCCGAGAUGCCUCGGACAAGAGAGCGAACACACACCCCAGGGUGCCUGGCGAGGCCCACAACUGCAUGGAUAAAAUGACCGCCGUCUACGCCAACAUCUUGUCUGAUUCCUACUGGUCAGGCCUGGGCCUUGGCUUCAAGCUGUCCAGCAGCGAGAGGCGGAACUGUGACACCCGCAACAGCAACGGCAAGAGUGAUUUUGAUUGGCACCAAGACGCGCUCUCCAAAAGCCUGCAGCAGAACUUGCCUUCGAGAUCCGUCUCCAAGCCCAGCCUGUUCAGCUCGGUGCAGCUGUACCGGCAGAGCAGCAAGGUGUGCGGGACGGUGUUCACGGGCGCCAGCAGGUUCCGCUGCCGCCAGUGCAGCGCCGCCUACGACACCCUGGUGGAGUUGACUGUGCACAUGAACGAGACGGGCCACUAUCAAGAUGACAACCGCAAAAAGGACAAGCUCAGACCCACGAGCUACUCAAAGCCCCGGAAAAGGGCGUUCCAAGAUAUGGACAAGGAGGAUGCUCAGAAGGUUCUGAAAUGCAUGUUUUGUGGCGACUCCUUUGACUCCCUCCAGGAUCUGAGCGUCCACAUGAUCAAAACAAAACAUUACCAAAAAGUGCCUUUGAAGGAGCCAGUACCGACCAUCUCGCCGAAAAUGGUCACUCCGGCGAAGAAGCGCGUGUUUGACGUCAACCGGCCGUGUUCGCCCGAUUCCACCACGGGGUCAUUCGCAGAUUCCUAUUCUUCUCAGAAGAACGCCAGCGUGCAGUUGUCUUCCAACAACCGCUACGGUUACCAGAACGGCGCCAGCUACACCUGGCAGUUCGAGGCCUGCAAGUCCCAGAUCUUAAAGUGCAUGGAGUGUGGGAGCUCCCACGACACCUUGCAACAGCUCACCACCCACAUGAUGGUCACCGGCCACUUUCUCAAGGUCACCAGCACCGCCUCCAAGAAGGGGAAGCAGCUGGUGUUAGACCCACUGGCCGUGGAGAAGAUGCAGUCCCUGUCGGAAGCCCCCAGCAGCGACCCCCUGACCCCCAAGCCGUCCAGCAACUCCGCCUCUGACUGCACGGCCUCCACGACCGAGCCGAAGAAGGAGGGCAAGAAGGAAAAAGCCGAGGACGGCGGCAAGGAGGAGAAAGUGGUGAAAAGUGAGGACUACGAAGAUACCCUGCAAAAGCCUCUGGACCCGACCAUAAAAUACCAGUAUCUGAGGGAGGAGGACUUGGAGGAUGGCUCCAAGGGCGGAGGGGACAUUCUGAAGUCCUUGGAGAACACCGUCACCACAGCCAUCAACAAAGCCCAGAACGGGGCACCCAGCUGGAGCGCGUACCCCAGCAUCCACGCAGCCUACCAGCUGUCGGAGGGCAGCAAGCCGCCGCUGCCCCUGGGGUCCCAGGUGCUGCAGAUCCGACCGAAUCUCGCCAACAAGCUGAGGCCCAUUGCCCCGAAGUGGAAAGUCAUGCCGCUCGUCUCGGUGCCCGCCAACCUGGCCCCGUACCCGCACGUGAAGAAGGAGCCGGAAGACAAAGAGGAGGGGGUGAAGGAGUGUGGGAAGGAAAGUCCCCACCACGAGGCCUCGUCUUUCGGCCAGGGCGACGGGGACUCUUUCCCCAGAAGCGAAGCGCCUGCGGAAGCCAAGAAGGUGGAGCCCUGUGCCCUGAAGGAGGAGGACCAGCCGGCCAGGGAGGGCGGCGAGAAAGAGAAGCCCCAGGCCCUGGAGCCGGCGGCGGCAGCACUCAGCAAUGGCUGUGCCCUCACCAACCACAGCCCCGCCCUGCCCUGCAUCAACCCGCUCAGCGCCCUGCAGUCCGUCCUGAACAACCACCUGGGCAAGGCCACGGAGCCCCUGCGCUCUGCUGCCUGUGCCAGCCCCAGCUCAAGCACAAUGCCCUUGUUCCACAAGUCCAGUCUCAGUGUCAUGGACAAGCCCGUGUUGAGUCCCGCCUCGGCGAGGCCAGCCAGCGUGUCCAGGCGCUACCUGUUCGAGAACAACGAUCAGCCCAUCGACCUGACCAAGUCCAAGAGCAAGAAAGCCGAGUCCUCGCAAGCACAAUCCUGCACGUCCCCCCCUCAGAAGCACGCUCUGUCCGACAUCGCCGACAUGGUCAAAGUCCUCCCCAAAGCAACCACCCCGAAGCCGGCCGCUUCCUCCAGGGUCCCUCCCAUGAAGCUGGAGAUGGACGUCAGGCGCUUUGAGGACGUCUCCAGCGAGGUCUCGACUUUGCAUAAAAGAAAAGGCCGGCAGUCCAACUGGAACCCGCAGCACCUCCUGAUUCUGCAAGCGCAGUUCGCCUCGAGCCUCUUCCAGACGUCAGAGGGCAAAUACCUGCUGUCCGACCUGGGUCCUCAAGAGCGUAUGCAAAUCUCAAAGUUCACGGGACUGUCCAUGACCACGAUCAGCCACUGGCUGGCGAACGUCAAAUACCAGCUUCGGAAAACGGGCGGGACAAAGUUUCUGAAAAACAUGGACAAAGGACACCCCAUCUUUUACUGCAGUGACUGUGCCUCCCAGUUCCGAACCCCCUCCACCUACAUCAGCCACUUAGAAUCUCACCUGGGUUUCCAAAUGAAGGACAUGACCCGCAUGGCCGUGGACCAGCCAAGCAAGGUGGAGCAAGAGAUCUCCCGGGUAUCGUCGGCUCAGAGGUCUCCGGAAACAAUAGCUGGCGAAGAGGACACGGACUCUAAGUUCAAGUGUAAGUUGUGCUGUCGGACAUUUGUGAGCAAACAUGCAGUAAAACUCCACCUAAGCAAAACGCACAGCAAGUCACCCGAACACCAUUCCCAGUUUGUAGCAGACGUGGAUGAAGAAUAGCCCUGCAGAUGCUAUGGGCCACAGUGCGGCCUACAGAGUCACCAUCUACUGGACUGACGACGGGACAUAGUUGGCCUCAGCACAAGUCUCACACAAAAGUGUAUCUUUUGAUCUGGGCGUACAAAAGCCAAGACCUUGUUCUGAUAUUACCAAGCCUUAUAUACCCCUUCCAAGAGCACCACACUUGUUCUCUGCCCUUGAGUCUCGUGCAAUAAUUUUGCUUUCUUGUGAUGUGUUGGGAAGUUCUUCCUCUUCCUGUGGCUAUGAGUUUCCAAGCAAACCAGUGCUCUCCCAGUAGCUGUGGAAGCAGGACCACUGCUUGUUCUUCCGUGUUCAUCCAGAAUCUAUCCACGGUCAGCGGUCAGAAAACUUGAACUGUAAAUGGGUAGAUAGUAAACAGCCUGGGUUUGAGGGUCUUAAGGCCUCUGUUGCCAAUGUUCAGCUCUGCAGCUGCACCCAGAGAGAGAAGCAAACAGGUGCCACAGAGAAAAUUCUAUUAGCAACACCAGGCUACGGGCCAGACGCUGCUGACCCCAGGAUCAGAUGGCUACCUCGGCUGCACGUAGUUCCCAUUUCCACAAAGGGCGCUAAGAAGACAAGACAUCCUGCGAGAAACCCUGGCAAAAGCUCUGAGAUUGGAUUUUAAAGAUAACAAUAGGGGCCUGCGCUGUGGUGCAGGGGGUUAAUGCCCUGGCCUGAAGCUCCGGCAUCCUAUAUGGGCGCCUGUUCGAGACCUGGAUGCUCUACUUCCUGUCCAGCUCUCUGCUGUGGCCUGGGAAAGCAGUGGAAGAUGGCCCAAGUCCUUGGGCCCCUGCACCCGCCUGGGAGACCCAGAAGAAGCUCCUGGCUCCUGGCUUCAGAUCGGCGCAGCUCCGGCCAUUGCGGCCAACUGGGGAGUAAACCAUUGGAUAGAAGAUCUCUCUCUCUCUCUCUCUCUCUCUCUCUGCCUCUCCUCUCUCUGUGUAACUCUGACUUUCAAAGAAAUAAAUAAAUCUUUUUUAAAAAGAUAAAAAAUAAUACAAUCUAACAUAGAGCACACAGAUAAAAUAUUAGCCAAGCAAAUCUCUCAGCCCUUACACUGGAGGUCAGGAAAAACAUCUUUUGAAAUCCACACUGAAUUUGUGCUUUUAAGUCCCAACAGGUUUUCUCCCUAUUCAAGUGCUGACUCUGAACAUCCAUAACAAUUUUAAAUCCCUGUAGAGCAUUUUUCAUGGGAUGGGCAUUCAGUGUUUAAUUUGAAAAUUGAAUCAAUGUUUUCCAAAGUGUGAAAUAUGGAUCUCUAGUAAUAAAUGUGGGGAUUGGAGGUAGUACAGCUAAUGAAUACUUUUUUAUUUUAAUUAUCUAUCCAUUUAUUGAUUAUAACAUUUGUUUCAACAUGUACUUUAGAAACAGAAGUGUCACGUGGCACCCAUUACUUUGCCAAUGCUACUUAGGACAAACUAAAGAAGGUAUUUAUAUUUUUAAAAAGUGAGUUGGUGGAAAUAAAAUUACAAAGGACAAAUAAUAUACAAGACGAUACAAUGAUGUGGAAACCAAUUGUGAAGACCGCAAGCAAAUUGCUGUCUCUUGGGAAGGUCUGGAAUAAUGAUUUCCUAUUCUUUCCUGGCUCUUCACGCAUUAGAUUAAGCCACUUGGUGAGGAUUCGUCGCAGGUGUGUGUUUCGUUUAUUCUUUGUCUUGUUUUCUUCAACCUUCUUGCCUCGCACAGUGUUUGCUAUAAAAGGACCACAGCAAACAUGGGAUGCGUGGAUUAAUUGGUUGUCAUUCAGAUUAUCAGGUUACUUUUGAGUCAUGGCAAGUGAUCUGACACCAACCAUGGAUUUAGGAUCUCCCACGCUCCCAAGCGCAGUGUGAAGUCCACCCAGAGGAAGAGAUGAGCUUGUUUAAAAUCAGUCAGUUACAAGUGGACAGUCUUGUGGGAUGCCUUUGCCAAGAGAAGCCCAAAGGUGACAUAAAUCAAGACAUCUAACUGGAGCGGUGUUUUAGGAAUUAAGCAGCAAUGACAUCAAAUGAGAAAGUUUCUAAGGGACACCUUUGACACCAUGGGGGAAGGGAAAGUCAAAACAACCCCAGAAUCUAUGGGGGAAGAUGGCUGUUUUCCAAGUGACUAGCUGGUUGAUAAUUAUCAGAGACAUCUGUGAUUAAAAUCCUCUCCCUCCCAACGACUUGGUUAUCUUGCCGUAGAUUUCCCUCAUGUAACAUCAUAAGCCAAAGGAGAAAAACUGCUGAGGCAUCACAAAUGCAGCGGGCCACGGAGAAAGACUUGGAAAAGAAACACGUAGCAAGAAGUUCGGACCUGCUGGAAUCAAGUUGUUAGAAAUGGUUUCCCUGGCCGGCGCUGCGGCUCAACAGGCUAAUCCUCCGCCUUGCGGCGCCGCCACACCGGGUUCUAGUCCCGGUCGGGGCGCUGGAUUCUGUCCUGGUUGCCCCUCUUCCAGGCCAGCUCUCUGCUGUGGCCAGGGAGUGCAGUGGAGGAUGGCCCAAUGGGAGACCAGGAUAAGCACUUGGCUCCUGGCUUCGGAUCAGCGUGGUGCGCCGGCCGCGGCGGCCAUUGGAGGGUGAACCAACGGUAAAGGAAGACCUUUCUCUCUGUCUCUCUCUCUCUCAUUGCCCACUCUGCCUGUCAAAAAAAAAAAUGGUUUCCCAAAACGGACGGCAUGACCCGUGUCUGUGCACCCGGUGAACGUGAGUUGGGUCACUUGGUAAUCCAGAUCAUCAAACCCUCUUCCCCGCCAUCGCGUAUUUCGCUGGUUGGCUCCCACGAAGCAGCUACUUCCGCAAAUCAAGGAUGCUCUCAUGACUGCAGAGUUGCACACGUGACGAUGCAUGAAGAACCACAGUAGUCAUGUGGCCGUUCAGGAGAGACACAGGCUGAGGACUGUCCUCCAGGGGCAGCCAGCGUGGCAGCUGCUCUCGCCCGGAUAAUCCGCUUCUCUCUCUGCCAAACUCAUGCCUGAGCUGCGGCAGAGUUACUAACGGUGGCAUGUAGGUGCCUUCCAUGUGUCCCUCCAUCCCCAACACGGCAAACGUUGCAUCUGUGAUUGACAGAGGUCUCCCCUAUGGCAUCCACAAGGGCCUAGUGUAUGAGAGGUGGAAGAUGAACCCAUCUGCUUGACAGCAAGCCUCUGUCGCCGCUACGUACAAGGGCGCGUCACAAAGUCUGUGGCAAUCUGCAAUCGGAAGGUCACUUUAGUUUGGUGCACACAUAAAUUCUUCACUCACGCACGCUUUUUUCUUGACACAUCUUUUCCGUGAAUUUUUGGACAAUCCCGCGUACAAUUUUCUGUGAUGAUACAGCUUGUGUCGAUAUUCUGAAUCAUUCAUUCAUUCAAAAAUAGCUGGUGAGUGCCUCCUGACUCCCCUGCAGUAUGCCUCCCCCAGGGCCAGGGAACCAGCUAUUAAAUGCCUACGUGGGUACAGUUUUCACAGAGUGCAAACUCCAGUGUGUGAAACGCAUAACCUGCUUUGUUUUUGUCCUGUGCAUCCAUGUCAGUUAUUCCUUGGAGCCCUCAUUAUAGCAACUGGGGGAAGAAAGUGCCUUGGUCAGUGCAGGGGUUCAAGGAUUUCCCACCGCUCUGAGGUUGAGGGACUCGUGUGCAGACAGGGCAGGGGAGGAACCGGGGACUUCGUUUGUCCUUGGCCUUCACUGCCUCCCGCAGCCUUGGGGGCCUGUGUACCAUCUCCAGGGGUCUGCAGUGGGGGUCGUGUAUUUCACACCAGCAUCGACCGAGAUGUCCUCACCCCCAGGGUCCCCUGCUGCCGCGUGUCCUAGUCCCCCGGAACACUUGCUUGGUCUGGCCGUUCCUCUUUCUCAGCUGAGACAAAGGAAACAUUGGAGGCUACAGAGAAGGAGACAGCCUGGCCUGCAGCCCUCGUGGCAGCUGGAGCUGGAAGGGACUUCCCAGGGCUGCAGGACACGGGUCUUUGUAGAUGCUCCAGCUAACCGGGGGGUUCUUCCAUCCCCUACCUAGUGCCAUCCUCACCUGGAGGUGGUGGUCGGUUUCAAAGUCCCUUCCCAGCGGCCAUCCCUGGAGCCCAAGCUCCUGCUGUCCUGCAAGGCCCUCCCUCUACCAAGUCCUGACAGCUCUCAGCGGCCCUGCCGCUCUGCUUGGCACUGAGCGAGGACGAGACUGGCUCAGAACGUGUUUGUCAAAUCGAUGGCGAAUGCCGGGCCCUCGGCUUUGGACUCUCAAAAGCCUGGAGUUCGGUUCUUUUGCCCCAUGGUUUCCCCCUGUCUCCCAUCCACGCUGGGGACAGUCACAGAGCUUAAAAUAACCAGCGAAGGAGAAGGGAAGCAAGGAACCAGUCCCAGCACGGUCCCACGCUGGAGCCAGCACAGCCCAGGGUAAGAGCGGGGCCUGAGGGAGCUCAGAGCAGCUGGGAGGAGAGGUCAGACGAGACAGGAAUUGAAGGCUCUGGGUAAUGAUAUUCAAAUUGCUCCUUGGGAGUUGCAGUGGCCUUUCCCAGGCGCUCCAGGCUCCCCUGGGCCCACAAUUUCCUGUCUGCAUUGUAUCACUGGGCACAGCAGGAGCCCUGGAUGCGUGGCCGCAAAGAUGGAUAGCAACUCCCAAACUCCGAACUCUCAGGACCAGACACGCACACUGGUGGGGGUGGAGGAACAGGGAGCACAGGGAUCUAAGGCUUGGGGCUGAGACAAGUCACAGCUCUGCUCAGCCUCAGUGUCUAAAUCCAUAAAGUGGGAUCCUCGUCCCAAUCAGGGACCACCAGAAAGAGCUUUGUGGACCAGAAAGACUAUGCACACACUAUGCAGCCUUGUAUUAGCUGGCUGUGGUCGGCCUGAAUACAGCCCUAAUCCUGAGAGGCACCCAGAAGUUCUAUCGGGCUGGAUAAACUCCUGACUUAGAACGAUUUGACCAUAACUUGCAAAAAAAAAAAAAUCCACCCAUUGCCAUUUCCUCCUAUCCCCCCAUGUAUGUUAAGCUCACUCGUGAUUAGGAUUCUGGAAGUAUACCCUGAUAAAUGACUCCAGGAGGGAACCCAACAGCACAGGCGUCCCGGAGAAGCCGGCUCUGACCUUUGCAAUUUGCAGCGUUCCCAGAAUCCCCAUCAGAUGACCUAUGAGCACCAGCCGGGGCUCUGAGCUCCACCCUCCCAGGAAGCCCGAGCAAGUCCAGUGGUGCCCCCCGGGGACAGAGGGCUCAACCUCAACCAAGGGGAGGUGUAAGAGCCCAGCAGACCCCCCAGGAGCUGGAGAGGCAGGGAGCUCUUCCAGAAACCUGGGCAAAUUUAUGUGGGGAGCACACGGUUGGGAGCUGUGCUUAGAGCCAAAUAGCAGGAAGGAGAGCAAGGAAGACAUCCAUUAGGGAAGGCGAGUGCUUGCAGUAGGGCAGGAUGCUCCGGGAAGCCCGGGGCGGGGUGGGGGGUGGGGGGUGUUGGUGCAGGGCCCCACUGCUUUUUGAACAAAGCCACUCACCUUGCGCCACGUGCAGGCCUAUUUAUUUAAAACCUAUUCGGAUCCAAAUGCAGCCUGUUUAACCAUUCUGCUUGUCUGGGGGUGCUGGGGCAUUCCGCUGUCGCUCUUUCUCUCUCUCUCCUCCUCUCCAUGAGUCCUGUCCGUGAAACGCGUGCUGGAUUUGCCAACAACAAUCCUGACAUCUAGUCCCAGCCUUAUCCACUCCCAGCUGUGGGACUUGAGCAAAGGCCUUCGCCUCUGUGGACGUGAGUUCAGUUCUAGAAAAUGAUUGUGACACCUGCUUCACCCAGCUGUGGGUGCAAAACACGCCCUGAGCAGCGACUGGGUAUAUCAGUGAUGGGCCGCGUGGUACAAGCAUUACUUCACAUCCUCAAAUCUUUGUUAGAAGAGCAUAAACAGAGGAUGCAUCUACACCUGCCACUCAGUGACAUCGUAUAUUCUCAAGUGACAAAAGAAGGUAUCGAUCCAGACCUCGACGUGCAGGCAGUGUGUUCCACAAGCAGUGGGAAGAACGUGGAAACAGGAAGCAGAAAAGAGACAAAUACUUCUUCACAGGGAUUUUUUUAUCCCUCUGGAAUGUCGCAUUAUUGGCUUAUGAUACCGAAACUUCUCAGAAAUGGAAAAUAAAAGGGAAGGCAGAGGGGAGUAGCACAGGGAUACCAAUCGGGCAGGCCUUUUCACUGCCGUAGGAAGGCAAAGGCUAAGUGUCGGAUGGCGGCAGACUGCGAAAGGCCAUCCAGGUUCUUCCUUGCCUACCAGCGGGCUUCAGCCAUCAGCCAGUGCAAGGCCAAAACCCCGCACUUGGCUGUCGGGAAGACGUCUCCGUUCGUGGGACGUGACAAGGGCCGUGGUUCCUCCUAUGGUCUCUUACCUCCUGUCACCCCACAGUUGUGGUUUGUAAAACAAACAAAAAAGACUAUAUAAUAUAUAGUUUUAAUUGACUCAUACAAAUUGUACGGUUAAUAAUAACAACAUUCACGGGGCACAGUGUGCUAUUUUGAUGUAUGGAUGCAGUGGGUGGUGAUGUUUUCAAGGUUCCUGGUGGACCCGGAGUGUUCGUCCAGGGUUCCCAGAGUUCUGCUCAGUUAAGCAAUACCUGACCCACGGGGAGACUUGCUCAUUCGGUCGGUCAGUUGGAUUUAACUCCUCGGUGGCUGAGCCACGUGCUUGGGAUGACCAGGAAGGACAAAGCCAAGCCCUGCCUGGGGCAGGAAGGAGCGUGGAACUUUCGAGAAUCCCUAAGGACAGCUCAGGAGGGUAGGCUCUGGUGAGCAAGCGCUGGGAGCAAAGCGGAAACCACAUCACCCCAGACACGAAGGCGUGCCCCCUCCCCCCCUCAGGACCCGGACGUUGGCCCCUCAUCUGAGCCUCACCCGUCUAUGCCCCAACCCCAACCUCCUCUUUAGCCAGACCCUGAGGCUUGCAUCUAGUGUGGUCUGCCACUCCCACCUGCAGUGGACAAGCCUGCGUAUUUAUAUAACAAACCCUGCUCAAGUGUUCUCAGGCCUAUGUUUAGAAACACAGAGAGGGGGCAAGAAAGAGAAUAAAUAUGGAAAUCAAAUGUAAAAACUUCUGGCUCUUGCAACCAGCUUCCUGGGGGAAUUUUCCUCUGUGUUCUUUCCUCUUCUCCCACUCAGCGGAAUGACUGCUAGUCAUUAAGGAAAUCUGUGAGGAGCUCACGGUACAGGAAUUGUACGCCACUGCUCCCAUCCUCAUUUGCAUAUCCCAUUUUUUGAUUGGCAGCUGUACAUGAAAUGCCAUAUCAGUUGAAAGUAUGUUGUGAGCUGGCACUAAUGAUCCUCUGGCUCCAGGGAGACCUGCCAUAUUGUAAUUUGGCUAUCAGGCAUGAAAGAAAUAAUUCUAAGUGCCAGGAAUGCAAGGCUGAAUAAAUGUUUCACUGCUGCAGGUUGCCAGGGGUGACACUUCUGAUUUAGUAUAAACGAAUGCCCGUUGCCUUUGGGGUGCCGGGAGUUUGCAUUGUAGCUGAGCUGUGUGUAUAAAACAUUAGUCUAAGAAAAUGGCUUCAGUGUAAGAUGGGAAACGGAGGCCUGCUCCCAGAAGGCAGUGGAAUGUUUACAACUAAUCACUGGAUGAAAGGAUUUUGCUUCCUUCUAUAAUGACAGGCAAACAGGAUUUGCUUUUCCUGAGAUGGAGAAUAAUGGUUAUGUUAACUCUGCCUCGCCUUGUUUUUUUUUUUUUUUAAUGAAAUGCUCUUUUGUAAAGAAAAUCACAUCUGUUUCCUUUUAUAUAUGAAAGGGAUAUAAAUUCUUUUUCCCCCCUCCCUCUGUGCGAAUAGCCCAGUGGUGUACCUUGGAAUUAAAUAACCCUUUGUGACGUCAUCCGGACCUCAGGGAUCUGGAAUCAUGGCUGCCCCUGCCUUCUCUGGCUGCUGACUUCACAUGGCUGCCUGCACACACAGUGUGGGCAGGAGCAGGGAGCGAUCGCUUUCUCUCCAAUUUUCAUGAAGGUCCCUCCGUGGCCUCUCACAGUCCGUUGCAACCUUCCUGGUGGCUGCUGCAUGAACUGUAGACAGCAGUGAUCUGCAAGACGUUGCCUCCCGGGCAGAAGCGACAUAGGGGUUCCUCUCUGCCUGCAGCCCCCGGGGCCAUGGGCACCCUGGCUUCAGGAUCGGACUUGGAUCUGUUUUCUUCUCCCUUGAUCCCGUGUGGGGACGCUCCUUGGAGCUGCUCUCUGCCUGUGGACUUCCUUAUUUGGAUGUCGUUACAGUACAGAUUCAGACACGCUGGGCAGAGCAGCAGUCACAGGGACAUGUGCUUUGUCAAGGGCGCUCUAGCAAAGCUUGCUGGGCUUCGUCACGGCAGGGCAGGAACUGUCCGCGCUGCUUUUGUUCUCAACUCUGCACUUGGGGAAGAAUCAACGUGAUCAGGUUUUCUCUUGACGCGGGAGCUUCGUGCUUGCUGCUCCUUGAGGUGCCCUGCAGAUGGUUUUGGCCACAGGAGGAGAAAGGGCUAUGGAUAAGUUAAAGAUAAGUAAGGAGUAUGCUUAGAUUUACCCAUCCCCAGUAACCUGCCUGGCUGAGCAUCCACUGACAAACGGAGACUUUCAAUAAUUCCACUGUUGCCAUUGUGCCCUGGUGUUUAAUGUUUUCCUUCAAUUUGGAAGAGCCAGCACUUUAUUAUUAUUUGAAAGGCAGAGAGACAGAGACACAGAGAGAGCGAUUGAUCUCCCAUCUAGUGGUUCACUGCCCAGAUUCCCACAAAGCUGGGGCUGGAUCAGCUAAAGCUAGGAGCCAGGAACUCAGUCUGGGUCUCCCACACAGGUGGGCAAGGGUGCUGCUGCCUCCCGGUGUGUGCAGUAGCAGAAGGCUGGCACUGGGGACACAGCAGGCACUCUGCUAGGGGAUGCAGGUGUCCUGAACAGCAUCUUAGUCAUACAUCAAAAACCCACACCACCCCUGCUUUUAAUUUUUUUUUUUUUGACAGGCAGAGUGGACAGUGAGAGAGAGACAGAGAAAGGUCUUCCUUUUCCGUUGGUUCACCCUCCAAUGGCUGCUGCAGCCGGCGCACCACGCUGAUCCGAUGGCAGGAGCCAGGUACUUCUCCUGGUCUCCCAUGGGGUGCAGGGCCCAAGCACUUGGGCCAUCCUCCACUGCACUCCCGGGCCACAGCAGAGAGCUGGCCUGGAAGAGGGGCAACCGGGACAGAAUCCGGCGCCCCGACUGGGACUAGAACCCGGUGUGCCGGCGCCGCAAGGCGGAGGAUUAGCCUAGUGAGCCGAGGCGCCGGCCCUUCUUUUAAUUUUUAAGGAGUCAAUAGUUACAACACAGCAAGCAUUGGCUGAACUCCUACAAAGUGUUGAAGAUUGUGUUAUAUGCUUAUAAUAACACAGAUUUCAUCAGAUAGAGCUUCUUUUUUUGACUGUGCAUAAAGUCUGUCUUGUUUAUUUUUUAAGAAAGCUUUUAUUUAAUAAAUAUAUAUUUCAUAGGAAUGGCUUUUGGAAUAUAGCAAUUCUUCCCCCCAUACCUGCCCUCCCUCCCCCACUCCCAUCCCACCUCCUACUCCCUCUCCCAUCCCAUUCUUCAUUAAGAUUCAUUUUUAAUUAUCUUUAUAUACAGAAGAUCAACUCUAUACUAAGUAAAGAUUUCAGCAGUUUGCACCCACACAGACACACACAGUAUAAAGUACUGUUUGAAGACUAGUUGUACUGUCAAUUCUGAUAGUACAACUCAUUGAGGACAGAGGUCCUACAUGGGGAGCAAGUGCACAGUGACUCCUGUUGUUGAUUUAACAAUUGACGCUCUUAUUUAUGAUGUCAGUGAUCACCAGAGGCUCUUGUCAUGAGCUGCCAAGGCUAUGGAAGCCUCUUGAGUCCACAAACUCCGACCUUAUUUAGACAAGGUCAUAGUCAAAGUGGAAGUUUGCUCCUCCCUUCAGAGAAAGGUACCUCCUUCUUUGAUUGUCGCUUCUUUCCACUGGGAUCUCACUCACAGAGAUCUUACGUGUAGAUUAUUUUUUGCCAGUGUCUUGGCUUUCCAUGCCUAAAAUACUCUCAUGGGUUUUUUAGCCAGAUCCAAAUGCCUUAAAGGCUGAUUCUGAGGUCAGAGUGCUGUUUAGGGUGUUUGUCAUUCUGUAAGUCUGAAGAUAAAGCAUCUUCUAAUGUUUCUGUUCAGUAGGCAAGGAGUUUUAAAAAUGUAAGCAGAGAUAUUGACGAUAUUGUUCAUUCAGACUCUUAUUCCUUCACAUCAGUGACAGCUCACAGCCAUUGUGGGACAUUUACUCCAUGAUAGGUUUUCAGGAUAUAAAAAUAAUCGAGGCACAGUUCCUGUCCUCAAGUAACUCAUGCACAACAGAACACACAAAACCAACCUGCUGUGACUCUGUAGCACUGGAGCAUGGUGAGACCCACAGUCACUGUUGCAGCCAGUUAAGAAAUUCAGUGUGCAACUGACCACACUCUCCUCUGCUACUUUCAAGAAGAGUGUAGGUCUAGAGUUUAAUCAGAAAGCCCCACUGUGUGCCAGGAGCCAUAGUUAAGUCAGCUCCUCACCACUAUCACAAAACAGAGAGGCAGGCUACUUUCUAAAGGAAAGAGGUUUACUUUUCAUCACAGCUCUGGAGGGUCGCAGUCCAAGAGUGAGUGGAUUCAGUGAGUGGAUGACCCUCGGAUGCUGAACAUCACAUGGCAAGAGACAGGCAGAAUGUGAGUCUGUGUCGCUCUAUCUACAUUCUCUCUUUUAUUCUGGGGUCACCGGGAAUCAAUCACUGGUGCUCAAUCCUAAUCAAUCAAUCCAAUCUAAUCACUUCCCAGAGGUCUCACAUCUAAGUAUCAUAACUGGAUUAAGUUUCUACUCUCUUAGUACCAAUAACAUAAAACUUUGGGAAUAUUCAAGCCAUAUCAGGUACUUGCACUUGUAUUACCUACUCUAUUUCCUUCCUUGACAGUUUUUCAUUGAUAUUAUAGAGUUUCAGUUUUAAGAAACAGUGAAGUUAAUCCCACAAGCAAGUGGCAGCUGGAAUGGUGACCUCUCUCUCAUUUGUUAGUGGAGAUUUUCUCAAGGUGAGAAAGACCCCAGGUGUGAACGUCAAGUUCCUCCCUAGUGCUUUUCCCCUAGUGUGGCUCAGUCCUUCUCCAAACAUUAGCAUAAAUGUGGCAUAAUCAGUGCAUGGUGGUUAAAACGCCUCCCAGGAUGCCUGCGUCCCAUAUUGGGGCAUCUGGUUUGAGUUCCAGCUCCACUUACAGUCCAGCUUCCUGCUAAUGCACACGCUGGCAGGCACAGGUGAUGGUUCAAAUACUUGAGUCCCUGCCUUGCCACCCACAUCAGACCCCAGGAUGGACAUCCAGGAUCCUGACUUCAGCCUGGUCCAACCUGACUGUUGUGGGUACUUGGGGAGUAAACUAGCAGAUGGAAGAUCUUGGUGUCUCUCUCUCUCUCUCUCUCUCCCUCUCUCCCUCUCUCCCUCUCUCCCUCUCUUUCUCUCUCUCUCUCCCGCUCUCCCUCUCUCUCCCUCUUUCUCCCUCUUUCUCCCUCUUUCUCCUUCUUUCUCCCUCUCUUUCCCUCUCUCUCCCCCUCUCUCUCUUUCUACCUUUCAAAUAAAAAUUAAAUGGGGAAAACCGAAUUUCAAAAAAAUGACAACUCUAAAAAUCAUUCACACUGUACUCAGGGGGAUUUAAGUGACUUUUCCAAGGAUAAGCGUGUGUUACAUGUCAUUUUCACUGUAAACAUUGACCUGGAGACCAAUUCCUACAUGAUUGUGUCUGUACUGAUGGUUGAAAGGACAAUGAUAGCACAGAGGAAACUGCGUCUAACCCCUGUUAGGCCUGAAGGAGGAGUGGUCAUGGAAGACAUCAUUGAGGUGGUGAUUUUCCAUAACACAUAAAUCAGGAAAAAUCAAAUUCCACAUAGAGUGGUCAAGACCAGCAAACGGGGGCCAGUGUUGUGCACAGUGGAUUAAGCUGCCACCUGCGAUGCUGGCAUCGCGUAUCAGAGCAUUGGGUUAAGUUCCAGCCACUCUGCUUCCAAUUCAGCCUCUGCUAAUGCACCUGGGAAGGCAGCAGAUAAUGACUCAAGUGCUUGGGCCCCUGCCACCCAUGUGAGAGCCCCAGCUAGAGCCCAGGCCAGCCCCAGCCAUUGCAGCCAUUUGGGGCUCUGAACCAGCAGAUGGACAAUCUCUCUCUCUCUCUCUCUGUCACUCUAACUUUCAAAUAAAUAAAUCUUAAAAAAAAAAAAAAAAAAAACUAGCAAACAGUGGGAGGUGACAGAGCACAGCGUGCUUUGGGUUGAAAGAUGAGAAGCAAAGCCCUGGCAGAGCUGAGGCUAGAAAGGUGGGCAGACGCCUCCUGUGCUGUUCGGGUGUCAUGGGUAGGCUGCUUGCUGGCUUCGGGAUGCUUAGGGCUGUGAUUGCUCAGUGGGGUUAGGGGGUGACCCCCCAGGGGACACUGGGCGAUGUCUUGAGGCAUCUUGGCUGUCAGCUGAGGAGAGGGUGCUCCUGGCAUCAGGUGGGUAGAGGCCAAGGGUGCUGUUGACCGCCUACAAUGCAGAAGAAGGCAUCCAUGACCCAGCCUGAGAUGUCAACCGUGCCCUGGCUGGAAGAGCCUGCCCACACCCUUGCUGCUUGUUUCCCUGCUGUUCUGGUUCGGGUCGGCUCGUGAGAAUCCAGUUUAAACUUUGUAUGUUGCAAUAAGGAGGUCUCAGAACAAAUAUUUAUUUGGAAUCCCUGUCCCUUUUGAGCUUGGGGUGGGCGGG
Messenger RNA from Oryctolagus cuniculus (rabbit), 15851 nucleotides. The record is from RefSeq and is a predicted model, not a curated record. Lineage: Eukaryota; Metazoa; Chordata; Mammalia; Lagomorpha; Leporidae.